AUGUCUUCUCGACGACAAUCGCUCGACCCGCUUGUCGUCAAGCUCCUUCCUAACAACCGCCCCUCCAACAUCGCUCCCUGUAGCCCACCAUCGCCCACGCCAAAACGUGUCAGCUUCGCUCCCAAAGCAGACGACAAGCUCAGCCGUCCGUUGACAUCCACCGAAGCCUGGUCGUUGUACUACUUCGAGAACCACGCCCGGCAUUGUCCCGACUGCUACAACCCACACGAAGUCUACCGGCGAACCGGCCGCCUAUGCGAGAUCGGUCACGGUCUCGCCCAAGACGUCGCUUGCCAUGUCUACCACCAGGGUGGAGAAGUCUACAGCACCCGGAAAGACGACUCGAAGCUGGUCCGUGUCGAGAUUCCCCAUGGCUAUGCGCACCUUCGAGGCCUGCUACAAAGCAUGGCCCGCGAGAUCAGACACCGAACGACCCCGAUUCUGAGCUACGAUAAGACCUACCCUGUUCCGGCGCGCAAAUCGUGGACGCCUGAUAGUCAACCGGAAAUCGUCACCGUGGAAUCGGCCAUUUCCUCUUCGCCAAAGCGAAGAUCCAUCCAUCGACCUGUUCGCUACUCGACUGUCGUCAUCGAUAACGACGUCGAAGAUGUGACUGCCGUCCGACGACCUCAACCUCAACCGCAGCAGCUACCCCUGGAACGACGAGGAUCUCUCUACGAACAAAGAAAGAAACAGGACUACCGCGUGGAAAUCCGAGAACCGUCCGAUAAGAAGGAUCGGCGACGGAGAGAGAGACGAGAUAGCGGAUUCUGGAUGUAG
Messenger RNA from Lecanosticta acicola, 780 nucleotides. The record is from the annotation of a GenBank genome assembly. NCBI's taxonomy places the organism in Eukaryota, Fungi, Ascomycota, Dothideomycetes, Mycosphaerellales, Mycosphaerellaceae.